GUUGGCGAUAAACGUCAACAUCGUGACGCACGGAGAUUAUCGACCAACCCCAAAACUGCAUUCGAGUCUGGCGCAUUAACUACCGUAUCCACCAUGAAUCAGGUCAAAGUGGGCGGUGCUUGCGCCCAACACGGCGGCGACGCUCCGCUUGCUCAUUACAGCGUCUGCCUGUUCACGUUUGCAUCACCCGCUUUUUCUCCUUCUCCAUAUAAAAAAUGGCUACUAUGGGAUAUCCUCCACGUACUGGACACUCCGUUUACGGAAACAACGUCCGAAGUGGCCAUAAAGGCUAUAACGUUAACUUAUAACUACCCCACAUCAACUGCGUACGCAGUUCUGGUCGAAAUGGAAGAGAAGACCACGUCGUCGUGGAUGAGACAACACCGUCACAAACAACGGUUAGUCGGUAACUUGCCUUACCAGACAACCGAGGAUGCAAUCGGUAAUCACUUCAGCCAAGCCGGUAAUGUAACCAAUGUUAGAAUUGUUUACGACCGUGAAACCGGCCGCACCAAGGGCUUCGGAUUCUGCGAGUUCUCUGAUGAGGCUGGAGCUCAAAACGCUGAAUGGUUCCGGACCUUUAAAUCUGUUGGCGCGCAAAAUUUGAAUGCUACGGCGCUGUCUUCGCCUUUACAACUGCUGUUCUGUUCGGAAUUUCACCAUGCCGAAGAGGAAAGCAAAAGUUCUGGUAAGACCACAUAUUUUGAAUCGAAAAAGAUAAAAAUCUCGGAGACCACGGAAUAUUCGCUGGAAUCUUCGAAAGAAAACGAAGUCCGUGGUGAUGAAGAAGAACGUGCGUGGAAAUUCUUCUGCUGGAACGUUGCAGGUCUACGAGCUUGUGCUAAGAGGAGAGGUCUAUCAUUCCAGAAGAAUGGUCACAAAUCGAUUUUGGCCGAGGAUGCCGAUGUGAUAUUUUUGGGAGAGACAAAGUGCAACGAGUGGCCGGUCGAUUUAGAAAGUGCGUUCAGAACGAAGGCGAGGAUAUCACCGGACUUUAUUAGUCUCGCAAAAGAACAAAGGCGGAUACGCCGGUGUUGCUUUGCUCAGCAAAAUAAAGCCGUUGAAGACUUGGCAAAUCCCGAUUCAAACAGGAAUAAGACCGCUGGUUUCACUGAUCAAGAGCGUGGAUGGUUCACACGAUUGCUCGGUGCAGGUUUCAAGGAUACAUACCGUGAGUUACAUGGAGACAAGCAGGAAUACACUUUCUGGUCUUACAUGGGAAACGCUCGUUCCAGGAACAUAGGAUGGAGGCUUGACUACUACGUAGUGAGUGACAGAAUUUUUGAAAAGGUGAAGAGCAGCGAAAUACGAACUGAUGUGAUGGGCAGCGAUCACGCUCCGGUCGUUCUAGAGAUCGACAUCUAA
Messenger RNA from Ostertagia ostertagi, 1365 nucleotides. The record is from the annotation of a GenBank genome assembly. NCBI's taxonomy places the organism in Eukaryota, Metazoa, Nematoda, Chromadorea, Rhabditida, Trichostrongylidae.